AUGUGCGUAGGAGUUACUGAUCAGGGUAACUUCUAUCAACAGCACGAGAAAGACAUUCAACGAUUUUUAGAGAAGGAAAUAAAUUUCUCCCGUCUCCCCUUCUCGGUUGAAGACGUCACAAAGAAAUGUGGUGGACUGUUCUUGUACGCAUUCUGCGUUGUAAAAGAGCUACAUGAUCCGGCACAUUUAGGUAAAGUAACGCAGAUGAGUCAGCUGAAUGAUUUUCCAGAUGAUAUCAACGAGUUCUUCAUGCAAAAUUUCCAGCGAGUAUUUGACAAGGUAGGACGCGAUCUCUAUAGGAAACUCCUGGGCUGUAUCAUGGCCGCACCGUCUCCGCUUCCUGUAUCAUUUAUCGCCUUCGUUCUCAAAAGAGAGAAUUCAGUCUUUGAAAAGUAUGAUGUCAUAAACGCUGUUUCACAGUUUGUUGCUCAGCGAACUUCUGAUCGGACAGUCUCCUUCCUUCACAAUUUGAUCCCUGUGUGGUUAUCAGACGAAGGUAAAGCUCGGCUGCUCUUCGUUGAUAAAAAGACCGCAGAUGAGUACCUCAAAAAUAUUUUUUUGGACAUUCUUUACAUUGUUGUAGGUAAACCACCACCAACAUUAUCAUCUGAAUGGAUUGAUGGUGAUUUGCAGAACUAUAUUCUUCGUUUUGCAAUUCAUUUUUUGUGUCAAUGUGGUGACAAUGCGUCGCUGGAAGGGGUUUACAAGUUCUUAACGUCUUAUAUUUUUCUGCAGGAAAGAAUUAAAUUGGAUGGCUUUUCCCUACUCUAUGACUUGCGGCUAGCGGCUCACCGUUUUCCUCUUGAGAUGACGUUGGAACGAGAUGUCAUAAACACGCUCGAACACAUUAUUGACUCGACAUCUAUAGCUGUUAUCUCUUGCUCCCCCUAUGUUCUUAAAUCAGCUUUAAGUGUCUCAGACAUUGUCCGUGAGAAUAUCUGGUCAGUUCAUCAGUGGCAAUUGGAGAGGGUUUUUAAUAGUUCUCAUGAUUAUUACUACUUUCUAAGAAGUUUUGCCGUCACUUCUGAUAAGAAGUUAAUUGCAGGUGCACUAAGCCACCCUCCCAGGAUCUUCUUUCCUGAUGCUGUUACAGGAAAAACAGUCGCCGGCCCUUUCGAAAUACCAACUGAUGUAGCUGGGCGGGAUUUACUUUAUAGUUUAAUAUUUUCUCCAGACGACAAGUUCUUAUUUUUUGGACGACUUGA
Molecule: messenger RNA, 1205 nt
Organism: Porites evermanni
Lineage: Eukaryota; Metazoa; Cnidaria; Anthozoa; Scleractinia; Poritidae
Source: the annotation of a GenBank genome assembly